Penicillium digitatum Pd1 is the source of this 1179-nucleotide messenger RNA. The record is from RefSeq and is a predicted model, not a curated record. NCBI's taxonomy places the organism in Eukaryota, Fungi, Ascomycota, Eurotiomycetes, Eurotiales, Aspergillaceae.
AUGGUCAACUUCACUUUGGUCAAUGAAAACCUACAAGUCGCAAUCGACGUGUCAGGCAAUGGUCAACUACCAUGGCCCGCAUCAACUAAACCCAACUCUUCCACUCGCUUCCACGGCAUCACACUCUUCUUAACCUCCGAGUCGCACAACUUCACCAUCUCCAACGGCACAAAGCCCGCAUCCAACACUAGCUACGUGGGUCCCGUCUUGGACCUGGAGCCCUCAUCCACCGUCAAACAUGUGAACUGGAUUUGGCCCGAGUGUCUCGUGGGAGACGGCCCUGGCUCAAAGGAAUCGGCACGCGGGGCAUACAACAUCUCCAUGCACCAAUCUUUCCGCUGGAAUGGGGCCGACUAUUAUACUGUCUUUGACCUGCCGAUCUCCGUGACCAACAGUAUAUCCAAGAGUGAUGAUCGGAUCAACUGCGAUUUGCUAGAGAACAAGCUUCUUAGCGCGGCGGAAAUCAGCGAGAGCUCGGAUUCGCUGCCUGGGCAGCCGUGGGUUAAGGAUGGAGCCAGUGCGACAGUAUCUAGUGCCGGGGCAACUCAGACGGGGGCGGCUCCCCCAGCUCUCGCACUUUCCAUGACGAUUCUAUCCGCCUCCCGACGAGGCCUCCGGUACCGCAUCGCACGAGCUCUGAUCAUAAUCUUCACGAUAUGGAAUCUGGCCGAAAUUCAUCUGAUUCGGCACCGAAUUUAUGACGCUGUCCCCCGACACCGGCCGCAGAACAAAGAACGAAUUUACAUCGCAAGCAUCCACUGGAACAAUGAGCUCGUUCUACGCAGUCACUGGAGCAAGGCACUCACACAGCUGGUCUUGGAGCUUCAUCCGGAAAAUGUUUUCAUUAGCAUGUACGAAAGUGGGAGCUAUGACAACACGAAAGACGCGUUAAGAGAACUAGACUGGAAACUUGAGCGGAUGCGGGUGCCACGGAAUAUUACUAUUUCACCUGUUACACAUGAAGAUGAAAUGGCCACCCCUGUGAGGGAAGACGGCUGGAUUCGUACUCCCAAUGGGAAGAAACGACCAAGGCGAGUGCCGUAUCUAGCGCGGAUACGGAACUUGAGCUUGCUGCCUCUGCAGGAUCUUGCAAGGCAAGGCAUCACUUUUGAUAAAAUCCUAUUUCUGAAUGACGUCGUGUUCACGGUUCAUUUGAAACAGCUACCUUUUGUUGAAUGA